This is a messenger RNA of Python bivittatus (Burmese python), 2347 nucleotides long. Lineage: Eukaryota; Metazoa; Chordata; Lepidosauria; Squamata; Pythonidae. The record is from RefSeq and is a predicted model, not a curated record.
UGCUGAACUCAGGCUGGGCCUGGAUGAGGGAGAGGGAAAGAGAGAUUGAGUCGCCUGAGGAGAAAGCUGGACUUACCCGGGCCGUUAGAGCAGGUGUGACCCUUCGGGGCCGCGGGUCGGCCCCGCUCCCCUCUCUCCCGGGCAGACUCACCCAAGACAUUGUGCUGGCUGAGGUGGAGUACCAAAAACACCCCCUCCGUAAAUCAAGAUUUAUGUGGCUAUGAGCUAAUAUGACUGGAUAGCCUUAUUGGCACAAAAAUCUAAUGCCCCCGCCGAUAGCUUGGAGGGACUGAGCACUCACAAAAGGGAAUGUUACGGUGGACAGUUCAUUUAGAAGGUGGGCCCCGAAGAGUAAACCACGCUGCUGUGGCUGUUGGACAUAAAGUAUACUCUUUUGGUGGCUACUGUUCGGGUGAAGAUUAUGAGACUCUACGACAGAUUGAUGUUCAUGUAUUUAAUGCAGUCUCUCUACGCUGGACCAAGCUACCACCAGUGUGGACAAACAGCAGGGACCAUGUGAGAGAAGUUCCUUACAUGAGAUACGGGCAUUCUGCGGUGCUGAUUGAUGACACUAUCUACAUCUGGGGAGGCCGCAAUGAUACUGAGGGAGCCUGCAAUGUAUUAUAUGCCUUUGACGUCAGCACACACAAGUGGUUUACUCCAAAAGUUUCUGGAAUGGUUCCAGGAGCAAGGGAUGGGCAUUCAGCUUGUGUCUUGGGAAGGAGCAUGUAUAUUUUUGGAGGAUAUGAGCAACUGGGAAAUCUUGAAGAAUUAAAUUCAAGAGUUUUCCUGUCUGGGAACAAGGCUGAUUGUUUUUCAAAUGACAUCCACAAACUUGAUAGCAGCAACAUGAUGUGGAGUUUGAUCUGCACUAAGGGCACACCAGCUCGAUGGAGAGACUUCCAUUCAGCCACAAUAAUUGGGACAAAGAUGUAUGUAUUUGGGGGAAGAGCAGAUCGCUUUGGGCCAUUCCAUUCCAACAAUGAGAUUUACUGUAACCGAAUCAAAGUAUUUGACACUGACACAAACUCUUGGCUGGAUUCUCCUCCCACUCCUCUUCUCCCUGAAGGCAGACGAAGCCAUUCAGCAUUUGGCUACAAUGGAGAAUUGUAUAUAUUUGGUGGCUAUAAUGCACGCCUGAACAGACACUUCCAUGACCUUUGGAAAUUUGAUCCAGUCUCUUUUACCUGGAAGAAAAUUGAACCCAAAGGGAAAGGGCCAUGUCCUCGCCGUAGACAGUGCUGCUGUAGGGUAGGGGACAAGAUCAUCCUCUUUGGGGGCACCAGCCCAUCUCCAGAAGAAGGCAUGGGAGAUGAAUUUGACCUGAUGGAUCACUCAGACCUAUACAUCUUAGACUUCAGUCCCAGCUUAAAAACGCUGUGUAAGCUGGCAGUGAUCCAGUACAAUCUGGACCAGUCUUGCCUCCCUCAUGAUAUCAGAUGGGAGCUUUCAGCAAUGACAACUAAUAGCAACAUCAGCCGUCCAAUUUUUUCCUCCCAUGGAUAACUUGGUCUUAUGCUCCCACUCCUAGCUGCCUUCAACUCCUUGCCUUGCAAAUGUCACCUACUGUCUUCCUCCCUGUGCAUGAAUGUUCAGCUUAUUCAAAAAAGGAGCACUAUUUCACCACAAAGAUUUCUUUACUGACCAAUGUUGGGAGGGCUCUUUUUGCCUGUCCCAUUGCCACACUUGUUGCAGCUAUAACUUUGCCAAAACCUUGAUUUAAAGGCAGCAUGCAUGCAGAAUCAGAUAGUGCAUACUACAGAAAAGGAUGCCAGAUGUGUUUUUGCUCUCAUAACUGAAGGUUACAGCUGACAGCCAUCUACUGGUGUAGUAUCUUUUCAUUUAAUAGAGUCAAAAGAAAUAUAAAUCUCAGGACUGUUACAAGACCAGCAUAUGCUUCAUAUACUACAGAAUCAAAGGUGAACAAAGCAAGGACUCAUCAGAAUUCAGCUUCUCUAUGGCUCAGCAAUUUUGAGUGUCUAGCCCUCAGUAUUAAUCUAAGGACUGAACUGGUGCCCUAUCUUAAGCCAUUUUCUUUGCUUCUCUGAGCACAGAAAAGCUUGCCUAGUCUUACACAUUUUUGAGCUUGACCAGGCUUGUCUUCUGCAAUGGGCACCUGGAAGAUCUCCAUAUGAUACUUAAGCACUUGCCAUCUUUACAGUGAUGCAGAUCAGAGUCUUCAGUGGAAGAAAAGUAGAAUGAUGACUAUCCGGCUAAGCAAGGAGUGGCAUCCAAUAUCCUGUAAAACUGAAUCAAUUUUUUUUUCUGCCUGUUAUGGAAGUAUUCAUCACAAGAUCUGAAAUGCUAUCACCCAGUUUGAUAUGUACAAGCAACAGCUCUGAAUUUA